This is a messenger RNA of Mercenaria mercenaria, 1620 nucleotides long. RefSeq lists its product as uncharacterized. The record is from RefSeq and is a predicted model, not a curated record. NCBI's taxonomy places the organism in Eukaryota, Metazoa, Mollusca, Bivalvia, Venerida, Veneridae. The coding region runs from base 1 to 1620 and encodes 539 amino acids. The transcript is spliced from 6 exons.
AUGAGGAAAGCUCGGUCGGAGGGGAAGGAAGCGUAUCUCAGCGUUGAUAAGCUGUAUAUUGAUAAGCGGUUGUACAGAGGAAUUUGGCUGAAAUUUGAUAAGAAUUUUUUCCAUACUGAUGAAGAUUUAUAUUUAGCAGUUGCGUAUUUUCCACCAGAAAAUUCGCCAUUUCAUGACAUUUACGAUAAUGAUAUUUUUCAGCAAUUAGAAAAUGAUAUAGUUUAUUUCAUGGACAAAGGUAAAGUAUUCCUUACUGGUGACUUGAACAGUAGAAUAGGUCAGAAAACAGACUAUAUUGAACAUGAUUAUGAUUUACAAGGCGAUGGAAAUCAGCCCAUCGAUACACCGUUACCCAGGUGUUCACGUGACUUUAAAUCAAAUAGGUUCGGAGAUUACCUUUUAGAUCUGUGUAAAGCUACAAAUUUACGGAUCGUUAACGGCAGAUUGCACGAGGACAAAACAGUGGGAAAGAUCACGUGUAUGACCCAUAACGGGGAAAGUGUAGUAGAUUAUAUGUUAACGUCCGUUUCUAACUUUGAUUAUAUAGACUUUUUUGCAGUAAAAGAAUUCAAUGAGUUCUCAAAUCAUGCUCCACUGUCCUUUUCAUUGAAAAUAGAAACGCAUCCCCAGAGUAAAAUGAAUUAUAAACGAACCUUUUAUAAGUGGAACCCAGAGUAUGGUGAAGCAUUCGUAAAUGAUAUAAGAACUGAUAUAGAGAAUUUGGAACGUUCAGUACACGAAGGCAUAGAGAACGGCAGUGAUGUUGAAAGUCUUGUCACGCUAAUUACGCAAUAUAUCACAAAUAAAGGUGAUAAAUACUUCAAACAAAAUGUUACUGUUAAAACAGUAGAAUUCGCAUCUGUAGACAAAAACAGGCAAAAAUGGUAUAAUGACGAAUACAAGAAGAAAGAUUAUAAAUAUUGCUGUAGAAAAUAUAAAAAGGAAUUUAAUAGGCAAUUAAGUAAGAAAAUGAAUGAUAUGCGUCGAAACAGUCCCAGAAAUUUCUGGAAAAUGUUCAAGAAAAAGACUAGUAGUCAACCCGCGGAUAAUAUUGAAUUAAGUGAGUUCUUCCAGCAUUUCCAAAAUUUAGCGCAAAAGGAUGAUGUGACAGAAAACGAAGAAUGUAUGGAAUUCCUUAGGCAAUUUGAUAGUAACGGCAUAAACGAGAGUACAUUUUCCGAACUUGACUCACAGAUCACGAAAGAGGAAAUUUUAAAAGCAGUGAAAUCACUGUCUACAAAUAAAGCAUCUUCAUUUGAUAAUAUCAUAUAUGAAUAUUUUAAAUCAAGUAUAGAAGUAAUCGGUGAACCGAUUCGGCUUUUAUUCAAUUAUAUUUUACAGCAAGGGAAAUUUCCGCCUAGCUGGUCGAAAGGAGUUGUUAUACCAUUAUACAAAAAAGGUGACUCCAGUGAUCCAAACAAUUAUAGAGAUUAUAAGAAGGCUUAUGAUUUAAUAGACAGGAACUGUCUAUGGAAACGGGCUUCAAGCCCUCUUGCUGCUGUUAUUCACAACUUUUAUGCAGGCUUUAGGAUGCAUUUCACGAUAUCGAUAUAUUGUUGUAUUAAAAAGCAGAGUAUAGACAGUACGUGGAAGUGGCAGUUGUUCCCUUGGAUGUUUUGA